AGACCCCAAAUGAACUGUCUGCCAUAAUGAGAUGAGAGCAAAAUUUUUAUCGCACAUCAUUCUAUGUUCCUAACCACAUGUAUCUAAGAAGGGCCAUAUGUAUUACGCGCACGCACUCGGACUUUUCAUAUACAAGGUUGUUCUAGUGUAUUAACAUAAGGGGGCGCCGGUCUAAACAACUGCUUCAGACGUUUUGUUUCUUGGAUUUGGAUAAGAAUAGAAGUCAUGGAGCGCACGUCUUUCAAUUAUGAUAUCGGUGGGUGCGUUGUCGCUUAUUUUGAUACGUAACUGACAAGCCUUUAGUGAUUGUUGGGGCUGGCCCUGUUGGGCUUAUGCUGUCGACGUGUCUCGCAAGAUGGGGUUAUCAAAUUAAACACAUCGACAACCGGGCUGAGCCUACCCCGACGGGGCGCGCUGACGGCGUACAGCCUCGUUCCCUCGACCUCCUACGUAACAUGGGCCUUAAGUCCGCUAUUAUGGCUCAUAAACCUGCGAGAGUCUUCGAAGUAGCGUUCUGGGAUCCACCUAGGACCGGCGGGGGUAUCAUAAGAACUGGCACGUGGGCGAGUUGUCCAAGUUUCAUCGACGCAAGAUACCCUUUUACAACGCUUCUACACCAAGGUCGAAUCGAGCGCGUAUUCAUCUCGGACCUAGAGAAGAAUGGCGUGCAUAUUCAGCGGCCAUGGACUAUUAAAAGUUUCAAUUCGGACGAUAGGUCAGAUCCUGAGUAUCCCGUGGAGGUCCGUAUCGAACAUACCGAUGGGACUCAGCAAGAAACCAUCCGAGCCAAGUACCUGUUUAGCGGCGAGGGAGCUAGGUCUUCUGUUCGAGACCAACUAGGAAUUAAAAUCACACACAAGGAUCCCAUCACGCAUGUCUGGGGGGUUAUAGACGGCGUCGUAAAGACCGAUUUUCCAGAUAUUAAGAUGAAAUGUACCAUACAUUCCGAAAACGGCUCUAUCAUGAUCAUCCCUCGAGAGGAAAAUAUGGUUAGAUUAUACAUCCAGAUCGCAUCGUCAACGGAUAAAGACUGGAGUCCAAGAAGGACAGCGACCGAGAUAGAAGUCCAAUAUUCUGCAAAGCGGAUCCUUCAACCAUACUCUAUUGAGUGGGAACGCGUAGAAUGGUACUCUGUUUAUCCUAUUGGCCAGGGUAUCUCAGACAAGUAUACAAUUGACCACCGAGUAUUCCUCGGUGGCGAUGCAUGCCACACCCAUAGCCCGAAAGCCGGCCAAGGAAUGAAUACGGCGUUCCUGGACGCCUUAAACCUCGCUUGGAAAAUUCACGCCGUGGAAGCUGGAUUUGCCGAUCGAGAGAUACUGACGACAUAUGAAUCCGAACGAAAAGACGUCGCAGAGACUUUACUAUCAUUCGACAAUAAGUACGCCAAACUAUUUUCCCAACGGCCACCUGCUGCGAAGGAGGUUCAGGCAGCGUCCGAACAGACCAGUCCCCAGACCGAAGAUAAUGAGUUCGUCCGAACUUUUAAGGAGGGUUGCGAAUUCACUAGCGGUUAUGGUGUAGCUUACAAGCCUAAUGCAUUAAACUGGUCGCCAAUUCAUCCAGCCACGUCCCCUCUAAUAAGUCCAGAUGGAAUCAAACUACGGACGGGGCGAAUUAUGAUCAACGCCAACGUUACACGGGUCGUGGACGCUAAUGUCGUUCACUUAGAACAAGAAGUGCCUCUCAACGGCUCAUUUCGCAUCUAUGUCUUUGCUGGGAGGCCUUCGACUACUUCUCAGGCGUUGAAGGAUUUUGCAUUAUACCUCGGUGAUAAGAGGUCUUUCUACGGCUCUUAUCUCCGAGAAGACAUAGACUCCAUCUCACACCACGAGAAACACAAUCCUCACAGCCUCUUCUAUACUAUCUGCACCGUAUUUGCGGCUCGACGAGACCAGGUCGAGAUCAUACGCGACGUACCAAGUCUGCUCGCUCGAUACCGUGACCACGUCUAUGCUGAUGACAGAUGGGACCAUUGGGUGCCUGAUGCAACAGCUGCGGCUCACGCUAAGAUGGGGCUCGACCAAGAAAAAGGAGGCAUUGCUGUCGUUCGGCCCGAUGGAUACGUAGGUAUUGUAACAGGCCUAGUCGAGGGCAGCGGAACGGUGGACGCCUUGAACGAAUAUUUCAGCGCCUUUUGUACGAAGAAGUUGGGUCAGAAACUAGCUCAAUUAUAGAGAGUUGAUCGCAUGGAGUUGAUCCCGUUGGGUACCUCUAUAUCCACCUCUAUUUUACCCCCAUCUCACUAUAAGUACCCUUCCUAGGGGGAGAUGCUUAUAUCUUCAAAUCAGCAUGAUAAAUAUAUACCCAUAUGAAGAAGCACUGCUGACAUACGGCCAUUGCAUGUAGCUAAAGGAUGAUAUUUAUCGGAAGAUCUACCUAUAGUACCUACAUUAUGCAUGAUUUAUGUAUGGAUUCUAUUACUAUAUGCAUAAGUCCAACAUAUUUCCUGACUCCAGGUGCUACACAUAUGUACAACUAAUUCAAUAGAG
Hypoxylon trugodes is the source of this 2492-nucleotide messenger RNA. Its product is annotated as FAD binding domain-containing protein. Gene Ontology annotation, molecular function: FAD binding. NCBI's taxonomy places the organism in Eukaryota, Fungi, Ascomycota, Sordariomycetes, Xylariales, Hypoxylaceae. The transcript has 3 exons. Bases 333 to 2177 code for a protein of 614 amino acids. The record is from RefSeq and is a predicted model, not a curated record.